Molecule: messenger RNA, 1431 nt
Organism: Podarcis muralis (Common wall lizard)
Lineage: Eukaryota; Metazoa; Chordata; Lepidosauria; Squamata; Lacertidae
Gene: TANGO2
Product: transport and golgi organization 2 homolog
Biological process (GO): Golgi organization; protein secretion
Cellular component (GO): Golgi apparatus
Source: RefSeq, a predicted model, not a curated record
AAUGAGCGCGGCCGUUAUUACGAGGUGGGCUGUGUUCCCGGAAGCGGGUCGAAGGGAGCUCGGCUGUUCUUGCGCGCUUAGCCUUCUGAGGGGGCUGCUGCAGUAUGACCCUUCACUGACCCUCUCCGGAAGAAGCACAACUUCUCCCCUUCAGUUACUCAUGUGCAUUCUGUUCUUUAAGUUUGACCCGCGACCUGUUUCCAAAAAUGCAUACAGGCUUAUCUUAGCAGCUAACAGAGAUGAAUUUUAUCACAGACCGUCAAAAUCAGCUGACUUCUGGGACGGCAGCAAUGAGAUCCUCAGCGCAGGUUUGGAUAUGGAGGAAGGAAAAGAAGGCGGGACGUGGCUUGGAAUCAGCAAGAAAGGUAAAUUGGCAGCCCUGACGAACUACAUGCAGCCAAAGAUAGACAAGAAUGCAAAAGGAAGAGGUGCCCUCGUGACAAAUUUUUUGACUUCAGAUCUGGACAGUUACUCUUACUUGAAGAAAGUGGCCUUAGAAGGACACCUUUACAAUGGAUUUAAUUUAAUAGCAGCAGACUUGAACACCACCAAAGGAGAUGUAAUUUGGUAUUACGGAAACAAAGGCGGCCCAGAACCUGUCUUCUUAAAUCCCGGGGUAUAUGGCUUGAGCAAUUCUUUGCUGGAUACACCAUGGAAGAAGCUUCAGUAUGGAAAGCAGCUUUUCACGGAUGUCAUCAGGCACAGCCAGGACCUUGUGAAGGAAGAUCUGGUGCAAGAGCUCAUUAAAGUGAUGAAUAACCAAGACCCUCAGCUGCCAGAUCCCGCAAUUGAGGAUCAAGGAAAGGACUACAUCCUCCCCAUCUUGAACAAGUAUGCAGCUGUAUGCGUCCGCUGCCCUGAUUAUGGAACCAGGACAAAUACAGUUAUUCUCAUUGAUGCGGCAGGUCACGUCACCUUCACCGAGCGCACCAUGCUGAACGCGGACGUCGACCAGUGGAAAACGAGCACCUACCAGUUCAAACUGCAGAUUUGACAGCUCUCCAUGUGAAUGGGUCACACCGAAAAGGGGAGAAGGGGAGGUUGGCAAAGUGCAGUCUAUUGAGCUGUAGGGGUGCGGAAGGCCUUGGCUGCAGCUUUCAUACAGCAGAGGCUUGUUGAUGCUGCGUAGCACGCCCUAGCGACCACCAAAACAAUUUAUUUAUUUAUUGCACAAAAUCCAAAACAGAAAAAUCUGAACAGGAAAAGCUGGGCUGUAUUUAAGAAGCAAACCACAUUUUGCACAAGUGUACAUGUUUGACUUUUGAAAGGGAUGCUGUUAGGUAACACAGUUACGUGGCGCAAGUAUUUAACUUGAGAAUCAUGUGUGUGGAAGGGGAUAAAUAGGAACUGUGGAUAAUCAUGGACAGCAUUUCCUGUUUGCUCGGUCAAAGGGGGAGGCAGAGUUGGUAAACUAAAAUGCAAAUCUGUAAA